AAGUGGGGCAGAGUCACCAAAAUCAGGAAACUAAGUGUUGCUAUUAAUACAACUGUGCAAAGUGGGUGAUCUGGUGAAAGCUAAUAUAGUGUCAGUUGAAGAGGAAAGACGCUUCAGUGAACUCAACAAGCCCCAAAAAGGACUUAUUUGGACAAAUGAUGCUACUUAUAAAGUGAUUUUAAUACAUGUUUGAGACUUGACAACGAUGGAAGAACACGUCCCAGCAAUACCAUCAGACGGCACCAAGCCUCCUGAGUCCUACGACCUCUUGAUCCUCCACACGGCCGAGGCUCAGGAAUGGGCGUCGUACCUGCAGCAGAUCCUAAAGUCCUCCAGAACCUUCCACCACAGGUCCAUUCUGCUGUACGCCGUGGGCCCGGCCGAUCAGCUCCACGGGUACAACUUUGACUGUUUCCAGAGCUCCAAGUGCAUCGUCCUGCUGCUGGCCGGCGUCUUCCUGGACAUGCUCUGUGAGCCGGAGCUGCAGGAGGCGCUGCACAGACUCCUUUAUCCCCCCUACAGGGUGGUGGCGCUGCUGUGCGGCGUGACGGAGGACGCCAUCCUGACCGAGAGCUUCGAAGACUGGCCAUACUGGAGGAAACUGUACUCAGAGGACGAACCGGCCGUCUACAUCUCCACCAUCCUGGAGUGUGUCAAUGAGAGUACUAGAGAGGAGGCCAAACGUCAGGAAUAUGAGAAACUUCAGUGUCUGACGGCAGCUUCACCGACACAUGAGGUGGUUUGUGAAGAACAUCAGGAGAACGUCCAGAAAGAGAACGUCCAGAGGGAUGAAGAACCUGUGAAUGAAGUGAAUUCCAAAACAGACACUGACUCAUCGGCUCACCCCAGCUGUCUGAGCGUUCAACCCAGCAGAGUCCGAUGUGGGGAGCAGCAGACCAUUUAUAUCAUGUUAAAGGACAGAGUGGAUGUGGAGUCGGUACCAGAGGUGGAGUUUUCAUCAGAACAUGCAGCUGCCAAACGGAUCAGAGCCACGGUGGAGAAUGAAUACACUCUGAGCGUCUGUGCACCCGAUAUGCCGGCUGGAGCGGUGUCUGUCACCCUGCACACUGAGCAGUCGUCCAUGAACCUGAGGCCGCUGACGUUCUUCACCGACCUGGGAGAAGUCAGCCGACAUCUGGAAAACGCAGCGGAUCCGGUUAACUUCAUCUGUCAGGCCUUCAACCUGACGUCCAACUCCAGAGAAUCACUGGACAUCAUGUUAACUGACUCUUUGAAAUCCAAGAUGCCUGCGACGGGGAUGCAGCUGUUUGGAAUCAGACAGAUUGAAGAAAACAAUAUGGCAUCAUGUAAGCGGAACGAGGAGCUUCCCACGCUGCUUCACUUUGCGGCCAAGUACGGUCUGAAGAAGCUGACCAGCACCCUCCUCCAGUGUCCCGGCGCUCUGCAGGCGUACAGCGUCAUGAACAGGAACGGCGACUACCCCAACACGCUGGCCGAGAAGAACGGCUUCUCCGACCUCAGGCAGUUCAUCGACGAAUAUGUCGUAAGCGCAACGAAGACGGUGGAUUUAUACGAACAAAAUGAGGAGACGGCGGACAUGCUCAAGUCUCACAUUGAGGAGACCAUCAACACGGAGGAGAACGCAGACGUGUACGAGAUGAUGACGGCGAAUUCAGAGGACAUCAUGAUGAAGUACUCGGGAUGUUCGGAGGACAUCUACGAGUCCAUGCUGGGCAUCGACCCUGAAUGUGCAGAGGAUUUAUAUGAGGUAAUGAACGCUGUGGAUGAAAACCCAGAGGAGGCCAUGCUUAGGAAGUUCUUCCAAGCCAAACCUCUUCCUCCUCCCAUCACCGAAGACAAAGAGCCCCCGGAUAAUGAAGAGGAGGAGAAAUGUGAGUAUCCGCCCGAGUUCGGUCAGAUUGAAGAAGAGGAGGAUCCGUACGCCCUGAGCUCAGAAGACAUCUACGACAUCGUGGACACAAGUCUGUGCAACCCGGGAAUCCUGAACCGUCCACCGGCUCCUGUUCCCAGACCGGAACCAGAGGCUGCCCCGGAACCAGAACCAGAAAAGCACAUGACCUACAUAUCCAGAGUAUUUUCAGAUAAAGGUACACCUGAGAGUACGAGCAUGGAAAACACAUUUCCAGCAGCUCGGCCGGUGUCUGAGACCCCCUCCUCUGUUUAUGACCCCUACGCUGGCAUGAAGACCCCCGGGCAGAGGCAGCUCAUCUCUCUGCAGGAGCGGGUCAAAGUGGGGGAGAUCACCGUGGACGAGGCCGUGCAGGAGUUCAAGGCCUGGCAGUUCGACCACGAGCGCAGAGCCAACUCUUUACGAUACCAACAGGAAAAUCUGAAGAGACUACGAGACAGCAUCACCAGACGACACAAACAGAGAGAGAAGGAUGGACAGACCGAUUAUGAGAUAAGCGCCCCGCUGCAGAGGAACCUGUACUGGGGGGCCCCUGUCACUUUAGAGUGCUCUGUGUACGAGCCCACGCCCAGAGUGGUAGCCCCGCCCCCCUCAGCGGUGCAGGUCAUCCAGAGAAGCACCUGGAAGACGGGCAGCACCUCCAGCACCUCCAGUACUGAGAGCAACAGGCUGAGCACCCACAGUACGUUUAGUUUGAGCAGCGGAACAGAGCCCGACGAGGACACGAUAGAAAACCUCCCUCCUCCUCCACCACGACCUCCACGCACAUCGGACGCUCCGCCCCUCAUCCCUCCUCCCAGGAUUCCUCCACGAAUCCCAGAGCGGGCUCCAGAGAAGGUGCUGCAUGAGCGCUACAUAUCCUGCCCGACCCGAGCGCUUCCUCAGAGACCCCCGUCCAGAUUCACCAGCACAGCCCCGCCCAUUCCGUCACGCCCACGAUAAGGAUAAGGACGCCACGGUCUGGUCCUCAAGUAAAGGGACCAGCCAUUUGAUUCACUUUAUGAUGUCACUUGUUUUGUCGAACACAAUCUGUUUUCCGUCUUAUGUCACUGUUUGAAGUUUACGUUGAUGUUUUACUGUGAUGUUGUUACAUGUAUGUGAUGAUUUUAUAACAUCCUAAUAAAGUUAUAUAAUAUUUUAA
Sphaeramia orbicularis (orbiculate cardinalfish) is the source of this 3032-nucleotide messenger RNA. It is a transcript of the gene pik3ap1, whose product is annotated as phosphoinositide-3-kinase adaptor protein 1. Gene Ontology annotation, molecular function: signaling receptor binding; phosphatidylinositol 3-kinase regulatory subunit binding. The coding region runs from base 206 to 2833 and encodes 875 amino acids. The transcript is spliced from 17 exons. The record is from RefSeq and is a predicted model, not a curated record. NCBI's taxonomy places the organism in Eukaryota, Metazoa, Chordata, Actinopteri, Kurtiformes, Apogonidae. Gene Ontology annotation, cellular component: cytosol.